AUGCACCCCGAAGAAGUAACAAACGCCGGCUACUGGGACUUCGUGCAACGACAACAUCUGAAUCCGGCACCACCAACAAGCUACAAUGGUCCAGUGCAGUCUUUAGGCAAUUCAGGGCCUCCACCACGUCGACGAGUUCUUCUAGCAGAUCCUCGGGGACCACCGGCGCCCGCACCUCGACCAGCUCUUCUCCCACAUCCACCGGCCGCCCCUGUUUCCUAUUUUCCACGUUCUCAUCCUUAUCAAGCUCCGCCCUCUCGUCCGGUGUUACUUCCAACUCCACCGCCACGUCAUCAUCCGUAUCCACCGCGUUAUGGAUCGAAUUACGGAGGACAAGUCCCGGCGCCGAAAAAGUAUAAACCGUCACAAUCCGAAAGAAAACGACGGAAAGCGGCGAGAAUAUUGGAGGAGGAGCGGAAAAAGGCUCAGUCAUCAUCCGGCACUUCUGGAUCCGCUGAUAAUCCCGGAGUCGAAGAAUGUGCUGAAGACGGGACGUCAUCUGAAACAUCAGGAGGUGUAGAAGCGAAAGCGGAUUCUGAAGUCCUUGCCACGUCAUCAGGUCCAGAAUCCGAGAAUUCUGAAUCCGUAGACACACCAUCAACAUCAACAGUUGAAAAAGAAUCUGAAACUAUUGCCACUUCAUCAGAAGCAAGAACUGAAGAUAAAUUUCGAGAAGAUUCUGAAUCCAAGCCAUCUGACUGUUCAACUACAAGUAGCUUUACAAAAAACUAUAUGAUAAAUUCUGAAGCCACGUCAUCAGAUGCACCAAAGAUAACAAAAACAGGCGAUUCUGAUAAACUACCAGAAAAUGAAGACGUCAAAAUCGAACUACCAGAUGACAUCCCCGGUUCAUCGCCCGCCAAAAACCCUGUAGAAGAAUGGGUCAACUCGAUAAUGAAUGAAAAAUCAUAA
Molecule: messenger RNA, 912 nt
Organism: Caenorhabditis remanei
Lineage: Eukaryota; Metazoa; Nematoda; Chromadorea; Rhabditida; Rhabditidae
Exons: 4
Coding region: 1-912 (303 amino acids)
Source: RefSeq, a predicted model, not a curated record